AUGCUAAGAAGCCAGAGGAAAGGUGACCUAGUGUGGCCUCACCCCGUGCUUUGUACCCAAUGGCAGCUCCUCCGGAUGGGGAGGGAGGGGGAGGCGGAGGGAGGGAGGGUUGACACUUUCCUUUCACUUUCUCAGGCCACCAAACCUGACACCUGGGGACAGAACUACAGUUCCCACCACGCCUCGAGACAGGAGGAAGAAGGGGCACGGAGGACCAUAAGGAAAACCAGGAGAAAGAGCACACAAUACCUACCCCGGCAGAGAGCGAUGCAAUUCUCCAGCUCAGCCAGGGCAGCGGAUGAGAACUUUGACUAUUUGUUCAAGAUCAUCCUCAUCGGGGAUUCCAAUGUAGGGAAGACGUGUGUGGUGCAGCAUUUCACGUCCGGGGUCUACACAGAGGCACAGCAGAACACCAUUGGUGUGGACUUCACCGUGCGUGCCCUGGAGAUCAACGGCAAGAAAGUGAAGAUGCAGGUGUGGGACACUGCAGGCCAGGAGCGCUUCCGGACCAUCACCCAAAGCUACUACCGCAGUGCCCACGCGGCCAUCAUUGCCUACGACCUCACCCGGCGGUCCACGUUCGAGUCUGUUCCUCACUGGAUUCACGAGAUAGAGAAAUACGGGGCGGCAAACUUGGUCAUCAUGCUGAUUGGGAACAAAUGUGACAUGUGGGAAAAACGGCACGUUCUGUUUGAGGAUGCCUGCACCCUGGCUGAGAAAUACGGCCUCCUGGCUGUCUUGGAGACAUCUGCCAAGGAGUCCAAGAACAUCGACGAGGUCUUCGUGCUGAUGGCCAGGGAGUUGAUGGCCCGCCACAGCCUGCCCUUAUAUGGGGAGGGCACCCUGGGCAGCCUCCCCCUGGAGUCCAGUCCUGUCCUCACGGCCCCGGGGCCGAGGGAGAAGAGCCAGUGCACUUGUUGAGUAUGUUCCCCGGGCCGGUGGCACCCAGCAGAGGCCACCUCCGAAACCAGGGGCAGCGGACGGCCUCGUGUCUGCUGAGUAGACCUCGGACCCCAGUGCGGACUUGCGGCUGGUCCUACUCCUUCCUGGCUGGGGGGAGGUGGGGGCACCCUUUUGCCUCAAUUCACACCAGAGGGGGAAACCCUGACUCUGACGACAGAGGACACCAGUUUUUCUUGACUUUUCCUAGGACUCAAGGCCCAGCGGUAGGACAAGAUUUGUUCCCUUUCAUCUUUCCCUUUUCUGUCUCCCCAACCCUUCAGCUGUUUUCUACUGAACUCUGCUUCUCACUUGAAGGAGAGGGUAGUGAAGGAAAGAAGAAAAGAGAAAUAGAAAAAGGAAAGAAGAGAGGGGAGAAGAUGUUUGGAACAUUGCAGAGUGGUUGAAAACAGUGCAGGCGUGGGAAGAUGGGGAAAAAGCCUGCAAUGACGAAACAGAUGCUGUUAACUUUUGCUUCCUGACAUUCACACCUCGGGUCUUAGUUUGGGGAGCAAAGCUUUUUGACCUAAAGACCAUAAAUACGGUCUUGCCAAAUGGUCAGGAGCCAUGUGAUGGAGAGAGAACUAGAUUUCACUUUAUCCGAGUUGGGCUGAUUGGACCACCCUCCUAGGAUGAGGGAGAUGCCUACAAUUUCUUUCUAAAACACCCAAUUAUCUGCUGGAUCAAAAGUCAUUUCUGAAUUGAAAUUAAAUUGGCUCACAGACAAAUAUCAAACCAAUACUGACCUCGCUGUAUGGCCGGGGCGUGCUGUGUACCCUCUGGAAGCUGUGAGUCAUAACCCUUGUGCCUGCAAAGCUCCCUGAUGGUUGCUGCUGAGGGUGUCUUACAAUCCUAAUAAGAACUGCAAGUGCUGGUCCAGCCACAACAUCAGCUCUGAAAGAGGAAAUGUCUGUCCGGGGCGCACCCAGGGUGCAGGUGAGUCCCCCCACCAGGCAUUUCUAGCUGUAGCACCGUUAUCUGUAGGCUGAGACCAGCACAAAACAAAUAGCCACUAGCCACGUGUGACUGAGUACUUGAAAUUGGCUAAUUUGAAUUUGAUGAGCUCUGAAUGUAAACUGCAUACCAGAAUUUGAAGACUUAUUACGAAAAAAAAAAAAAGUAAAGU
Eubalaena glacialis (North Atlantic right whale) is the source of this 2065-nucleotide messenger RNA. It is a transcript of the gene RAB19, whose product is annotated as RAB19, member RAS oncogene family. The record is from RefSeq and is a predicted model, not a curated record. The transcript is spliced from 4 exons. Gene Ontology annotation, cellular component: trans-Golgi network. Bases 1 to 921 code for a protein of 306 amino acids. Lineage: Eukaryota; Metazoa; Chordata; Mammalia; Artiodactyla; Balaenidae. Gene Ontology annotation, molecular function: GTPase activity; GTP binding.